AUGUAUGACGUGAAGAAGUUCUUAGGUCGCGGAUGUUAUUCCCUGGUAUACGAAGUUGAAAGAAGGGGGGAUGGAGGUGAGAAUGGCCAACGAUUUGCCUUCAAACGAACCUUUUUUUAUCGAUCUGGUGCGAUUCAAUGUGCGAUUAGAGAGUGGAACGUUUUCAAGCGCCUGCAAGAGGCGGAAAUCACCUCACCUUUUCUCCCCACACUAUAUCACAGCUUCAUGAUUGGCCAAACUUCAUCAGUUCUUGUCAUAGACCUCUCAACUGGAAAGGACCUUUUUGAUAUUCUCAAAACUUUCGGUCGAAUGAAUGAGUACUCAGUACUCUUUUAUGUGGCUGAAAUAAUGUGCGCUCUUGAGAAACUUCAUCAGUUGCGAAUUGUUCACAUGGAUUUGAAACCGGAAAACGUAACUCUCCUUCCCUCGGGACACCUCAUGCUCUCAGAUUUCGAUCGUUCAAAUGAUUUAUUAUCAAAGAAUCUAAUGGCAUCUGAAUGGAUCAGUUUUGGAGGCACAGACGGAUUUAUGGCACCGGAAGUGGUGUCUAAUAGAACCGUCUCAACAGUUUCCGAUGUUUGGGGUUUAGGAAUGAUAACUGCGGAACUAGCCUGUGGAGCAUUGAGUCCAAGCGAGAGGAAUGCAUCUGAAGAAAGUGUCUUCAGGAGGUUCUAUCUUAAAAAUCUGUCAGAACCUCUU
Rodentolepis nana is the source of this 699-nucleotide messenger RNA. NCBI's taxonomy places the organism in Eukaryota, Metazoa, Platyhelminthes, Cestoda, Cyclophyllidea, Hymenolepididae. The record is from the annotation of a GenBank genome assembly.